Messenger RNA from Nelumbo nucifera (sacred lotus), 1715 nucleotides. Its product is annotated as ARM repeat superfamily protein. Gene Ontology annotation, molecular function: protein binding. The record is from RefSeq and is a predicted model, not a curated record. Lineage: Eukaryota; Viridiplantae; Streptophyta; Magnoliopsida; Proteales; Nelumbonaceae.
CUUACAUAAAUUGACCUUUGUUAUGUCCAGUUGCUUUUAGCUUUAGCUAUACUACGCUCUCUACUCACUCUUCUCACACCAAAAAGAUUCUCUAUUUCUUGGUGAAUGACCGACUGACUGAGUGAGCCAGGGAGACUGGAGCAAGGCCGCCGCUGGCCACCAUCGCCGGAUACCAGACAGAGGAGGUGGAGGMGGGCUCAGGGCUGCCUGGAAGCUUGAAACUCUGCAAUUAUCAUUAAUUAUUCUAUUCUUUUGGGAUUGGAGUCAUGGGGCACAAUACGAGGAUGGACCAGGAAGAAGAGACUUGGAACCAGAAAAAGCAGAAUCUGAUCCAGGACCUUGCUCGCAAGAUCAUCCAUGGCGAUCUCGAUACCAAGAUACAGGCCGCCAAGGAUAUCAGAAAGCUCGCCAAGUCCUCCGUCAAGACCCGUUCUAGCUUCGCUGCCGCAGGCGUCAUCCAACCCCUUGUUUCCAUGCUCCUCUCCUCCAACCUCGACGCCACCGAAGCUGCUCUCCUCGCUCUCCUCAAUCUUGCCGUCCGCAACGAACGGAACAAGGUUAGGAUAGUUGCAUCCGGUGCAGUUCCUCCUCUGGUAGACCUCCUCAAGUUCCAGAAUGGAAGCUUAAGGGAGCUAGCCACCGCAGCAAUUCUAACGCUCUCAGCUUCAGCUUCAAACAAACCAACCAUUGCGGCUUCCGGAGUGGCUCCCCAUCUUGUCCAGAUUCUUAGCUCCGGAAGCGUUCAAGGAAAAGUUGAUGCAGUUACGGCUCUAUACAACCUAUCCACCUGCACCGAGAAUUGCACUCCAAUCCUCCCUGCUGGAGCAGUUCCACCUCUCCUUGUCCUCCUCAAAGAAUGCAGGAAAUACUCCAAGUUUGCUGAGAAAACAACAGCCUUGCUUGAAAUCUUGUCUAACCAUGAAGAAGGCCGGAGUGCAAUCUCAGACACUAAUGGGGGGAUUCUUACUCUGGUGGAGACCAUAGAAGAUGGGUCUCUGAUCAGCACAGAGCACGCGGUUGGUGUUCUUCUCUCUCUGUGCCAGAGCUGCAGGAACAAGUACAGGGAACUAAUCCUCAAAGAAGGAGCAAUCCCUGGCCUUCUGCGACUAACUGUGGAGGGUACAACAAAAGCCCAAGAGAAAGCACGGACGCUGCUGGACCUACUCAGAGAUACUCCUCCACAGAGGAGAUUGGCAUCAGAGGUUUUGGAGAGCAUAGUCUAUGAUAUUGCUACCCGAGUGGAUGGAGCAGACAAAGCUGCUGAAACUGCUAAGAAGCUAUUACAAGACAUGGUCCACCGAAGUAUGGAACUAAGCAUGAGCCGACUCCAGCUUAGGGCUGCAUCUUGCACCCCUUCUGAAAUGCCACCUGCCUGAGACAUGUUGCUUUUCCAUCUGAAGAGUGAUUUCCAUAUAAGCUUUGGUCACUCAGACUCAGGCCAGGACAGGCCAUCUAAUUGAAGUCAAUCAAAGACUCAUCCAUCAUCAGAUCCCUGCCAGAUUUAAGAAGUGGUUUAUAGACUGUACAGAAAUUGACGGUAUAUUGGAUUACAAGGUGAAUCCCAGUUCUGGUUUUAUUGGGUUUCUGGCAAUAAGUCAGUCAAGAUAGUUACAUUACACCAUCACCCUGUACUUGUACAUUAGGAACAUGUUAAUGAAUGUAAAUGGAUAUUUCUGAAUCCCAACUACAAAGAUGUAAAUCACCUUUUUAACUUC